AUGACACUUCAACCAAUUUCUCCUUUUCUAAUUGAUAUUGAGCAAAAAUAAUAUAAAUUAAUAUCAAACUAAGGUAUAAAUUUAUAAUAAUGAAGUUUCUGAUGAUAAAUGUUAAGUCUAAGUAAAAUUACCAUUAUAUAAAUGUAGAAACAAAAAUUUAGAUUUGAAGUUUGA
This is a messenger RNA of Paramecium octaurelia, 174 nucleotides long. The record is from the annotation of a GenBank genome assembly. Lineage: Eukaryota; Ciliophora; Oligohymenophorea; Peniculida; Parameciidae.